GCGGCGACGUGGUGUGCACCGGCUGGCUGAGGAAAUCGCCUCCCGAGAAGAAGUUGAGGCGCUAUGCCUGGAAGAAACGCUGGUUUAUCCUGCGGAGCGGCCGGAUGAGUGGUGACCCCGACGUCCUGGAGUACUACAAAAAUGAUCACUCCAAGAAGCCCCUGCGCAUCAUCAACCUGAACUUCUGCGAGCAGGUGGAUGCAGGCCUGACCUUCAACAAGAAGGAGCUGCAGGACAGUUUCGUGUUCGACAUCAAGACCAGCGAGCGCACCUUCUACCUGGUGGCCGAGACGGAGGAGGACAUGAAUAAGUGGGUCCAGAGCAUCUGCCAGAUCUGCGGCUUCAACCAGGCAGAAGAGAGCACAGACUCCCUGAGGAACGUCUCCUCCGCCACGCACGGGCCGCGCUCCUCUCCAGCGGAGCUCAGCAGCUCCAGCCAGCACCUCCUCCGGGAACGGAAGGCCUCGGCCCCGUCGCACUCCAGCCAGCCGACCCUGUUCACCUUCGAGCCCUCGCUGUCGAACCACGCGCAGCCGGCCCUGUCCACCAGCGCGCCGCAGGAGUACCUCUACCUGCACCAGUGCAUAAGCCGGAGGGCCGAGAACACACGGAGUGCCAGCUUCUCGCAGGGCACCAGGGCCUCAUUCCUCAUGAGAAGCGACACAGCCGUGCAGAAACUUGCCCAGGGCAACGGGCAUUGUGUCAACGGGGUCGGUGGUCAAGUCCACGGCUUCUACAGCCUCCCGAAGCCAAGCCGGCACAAUGCCGAGUUCAGAGACAGUGCCUACGACCUCCCCCGGAGCCUGGCCGCCCACGGCCACACCAAGGGCAGCCUCACCGGCUCCGAGACAGAUAACGAGGACGCGUAUACCUUCAAGAUGCCCAGCAGCACCCUGUGCCGGGAGUUUGGGGACCUCCUGGUGGACAACGUGGACGUUCCGGCCACCCCGCUCUCGGCCUACCAGAUCCCUAGGACGUUCACGCUGGACAAGAACCACAACGCCAUGGCAGUGGCCACGCCUGGGGACUCGGCCAUAGCUCCCCCGCCCCGGCCCCCCAAGCCAAGUCAGGCAGACACACCUCGAUGGGGCAGCCCUCAGCAGAGACCCCCCGUCGGGGAAGGCAGCAGAUCGGUCUCUGCCGCCGCCACCAUCCCCAGGCGUAACACCCUCCCAGCCAUGGACAACAGCCGGCUUCACCGAGCUUCUUCCUGCGAGUCCUAUGACUACCCGCAGCGUGGUGGAGACAGUGCCGGCCGCUCUGCCGAGUCCAUGAGCGAUGCAGUCAGCGCUUUCCUGCCAGCGAAAGCAGUUGUGGGUCGAUCAGACAGCACCAAUUCCGAGGACAACUACGUGCCCAUGAACCCAGGCUCCUCCACCCUGCUGGCUUUGGAGCGAGCCGGUGAUAACUCCCAGAGUGUCUACAUCCCCAUGAGCCCGGGGCCACAUCACUUUGACCCACUCGGCUACCCCUCCUCAGCCCUCUCUCUGCACCGAGGCUCCAGCAGAGGGAGUGAGAUCCAGCCACCCCCUGUAAACCGCAACCUCAAACCUGACCGGAAGGCAAAGCCAACACCACUUGACCUGAGAAACAACACCGUCAUCGACGAGCUCCCCUUCAAGUCCCCCGUCACCAGGUCUUGGUCCAGGGCCAUCCACUCCUUCAACCCCAGCUCCUCCCAGUACUGCCGCCCCAUCUCUACUCAGAGCAUCACCAGCACCGACUCCGGAGACAGUGAAGAGAACUACGUCCCUAUGCAAAACCCUGUGUCUGCAUCUCCCGUUCCCAGCGGCACCAACAGCCCAGCCCCUAAGAAGAGCACUGGCAGUGUGGAUUAUCUGGCCCUGGACUUCCAGCCGAGCUCCCCGAGCCCCCACCGCAAGCCAUCCACGUCAUCGGUCACUUCCGACGAGAAGGUGGACUACGUUCAAGUGGACAAGGAGAAGACCCAGGCCCUGCAGAACACCAUGCAGGAGUGGACAGACGUGCGGCAGUCCUCGGAGCCCUCCAAGGGCGCCAAGCUGUGACGCCCCGCGCCCAGGGAGGGGCCCGGAGGCCCCGUCUGCAGAGCCGGCCUCCGGUCUGCUCGCCCUUCGCCUCUGCAGCACGCCCUCCUGCCCACCUCCUCUCUCCUCUGCCACUCUGGCCUUCAAAGCACUUGGCAUCAGGGACCCUGACCCCUUCCCCCUGGGAGGCAAGGGCCUGAUCGAGGCACUUCCUCCGCCCUCUCCGGGCCCACCUUUGAUUUUUAUCAGCAAUGGCCAUCCUACCUUAGUUAGAGCUCUUGCCAAAAAGCCUCCUCCAGCCUCCGCCUGCCCUUCAGACCCGAGUAUCUACCGGACGUGUGGGGGCGGGGCCGCGGCUCUGAGCCGAUGCACCUCACCGUCCGGCCUCCAGCUGCUGGGCUCCCAGCCUCGGUCCCGGAAGAGGCCACAUCGUCCCGCUGACCAGGCGGCCGAGGAGCAGCAGGCCAGUGUGGACACGGACCUCUUCGUCCCUGUCGCCCUUGGCAGGGGCGGGGCGGGGCCACCCAAAGGCGGAGGAGCCGCGGAGGAAGGUCAGAGGCGGUCUUGAGGGACAGAGGAAUUGGAGCCCGAGACGCGGAAGGGCAGUGCAGCCCCGCAGUGGUUUCGGGGCAGCCCCCCACUUUCAGGGGUGGGAGAGGUGGAGGGAGGGAGAGGCUGGGGACGACCGGCCACCAAGAACCCAGAGCGGGGCUCAGAGCCCGGAAGAUGGGGAGACAGACGCUGCGGGGCCGGGCCCCUGGGACCGUGAAGCCACAG
Messenger RNA from Odocoileus virginianus texanus, 2783 nucleotides. It is a transcript of the gene GAB2, whose product is annotated as GRB2 associated binding protein 2. Lineage: Eukaryota; Metazoa; Chordata; Mammalia; Artiodactyla; Cervidae. The record is from RefSeq and is a predicted model, not a curated record. Gene Ontology annotation, cellular component: cytoplasm. Gene Ontology annotation, biological process: signal transduction. Gene Ontology annotation, molecular function: transmembrane receptor protein tyrosine kinase adaptor activity.